Messenger RNA from Spodoptera frugiperda (fall armyworm), 2284 nucleotides. RefSeq lists its product as uncharacterized. The record is from RefSeq and is a predicted model, not a curated record. Bases 225 to 896 code for a protein of 223 amino acids. The transcript is spliced from 5 exons. Lineage: Eukaryota; Metazoa; Arthropoda; Insecta; Lepidoptera; Noctuidae.
CACUCUAUGUUCAGUUUGGCGCGAGAUCCCGCUGGGAACGUACGCGGUCUUUUCUUACCCGUUCCACGCGUAUAGUUGUCAUCGGAAACAUUUUGUUGUUCGAAUUUUAAAUAGUGAGCGAUAAAUUAUAAAUGUUUUUUUUUUUAUUAAACAAAAUAAGGUUUUAAAUAGAAAGUCGUCCUGUUCAAUCAAUUGUUUUUGUUUUGGUCAUUUAUUCCGUCAUUAUGAUUGUUUUAAUAUUGAGUGGUCUGUUAAUAGCGGGUGGAGGUGGGGCACAGCUGGAAGAAACGGAGAAUUGCGACGCAGCAGACUUGAACGUGUGUGUAGACCUGAUCCCGCGAACUCCUGUCGGCCUGCCCAGGAACAAAAAUGAGUUGGACGCACACUGCCAGGCAUACCAAACAGGCAUGAUGUGCAUGGACGCAUGGAUCAAACGUUGCCUGCCGACCGAUGGGCAGAAGUUACUACAGCAACAAAUUGGUGGAGCUCGUGCACUCAUGCGGUUUUUGUGCACAAACGAUACGGCUUUACGGAGAGAAUUCUUGAAGGAGCCGACGUGUUGGGGCAGGGUGUCUCCCGACUGGAGCCGUUGUGUCGAUGAAUUGCAGAUCGCAGUCCGAGAAAAUACGGAGCGAGCGCAACAGCUCACGUAUUUCAACAGGAACGCUGAGUUGUGUUGUUCCCGCGAUGACUUCAUCCAGUGCGUCACGCACGCGGGACGGUCGUGUUCAAUACAGGCGAGCACGCUGCUCCGGCGCAUGGCCUGGGUCCUGGCACACGACAUAGCAGCCUGCAACCAGCAGCCCCGGGCAUACUGCGCGGCACCACCACUUCCCUACACAGCCCCCCUUCUCACAGCCAUCUAUGGGUUACUAUUUUAUCCCCCACGUUUGUAAAGUCAGUAUUGAAUUAGUUCAUAAGAUUUUGUACUAAAAUAAACCAUUUAAAUUGAUGAAUACAAAAAACAAGAAUAAUUUUGAAAACGAUUUUGUUUUUGACCAUUUAUUUAGGCAACAUUUUCUAAAAUCUGCAUCGCUCUCUAUUAAAAUGUACAUAGUUUAAAUUAGUUAUGCAAUGAAAACUAGAAAAGUAGCUCAGAGGAUGUAAAUAAUAAAAGAAACAUCACCUAGGUAUCUAAAUAAAAUAGACAGUUCAUCCCAUCCAGAUUAAAAACCAUUUUGAAAAACCUUUAAUAAAAUGGUUCGGUUCACUAAUAUAGGUAAGUUUAGGUAGUCUCCUUGAACCCUUAGUAUGAGAUUGCUUUACGGUUAAAGUGAUGGAAACGAAAGUGCAUUCAGCGCUUUGAUUGUCCGGCUCGAAUAAUCCAACCAAUCAGAACGCCGAAUGUGCUCUCGUUUCGAUUACUUUAAACGUAAAGCAUACUAAGUCGUACUACUAAGUCGUCGUACUAAGGGUACUAUAGUAGACGAACGAACGAAACCUAUAAGUAUUUGUUCAUUCAAUGGAAAAAUAAAUCUGGCUUGUUGAAUUCAAAACUCGUGAAAAACGUCUUGUCGUAACGAUGUAAUUGAUUAAUUUUCUUCACAAAUAUUUGAAAUGUCUCUAGGCCAAGAUCAAGGACUUUGUUAACAUUGUGCAAGAAAGAAGUUGUGUAAUCCUUUGAUAGCUUACUUGUAUAAACAUCAAAAUUGUAUAUACCUAUUCACCCUCUCAUUAUAUAAACCCUUAACUUGUAUCAGAUAGCAAAUUUAGCGUAACUUUACGUAAAAGUUACUUGUGGAAGAAUAAUUUGUGAAGGAUCAUUGUUACCCUUUUAUGUAAAGUCGACCCUAUACUCGGCAACAUAAAGUAUUUUUUGCAAGCUAAUGUACCUACUUACGUAUGUUUUUUUUUUUUAUAAUAAUGUAAAAUCAGCCUGUAUGUGUCACAGCAUAGGAUUGUAAUAGAAAUUUUAUAAAAAUACUCGAGACUGUAAUAUCAGCUAAUCCUGUGUUCUAAAUUCAAGUUUGAAUAAUUGAAAUAAAUUGUAUGUUGCCAAAGUGUGUAGAUAUUUUUUUUAAUUACUAUAGUCGUGCUAUUCGUUUAGAAAUGUGUAAAAUUGUUGUUAAUAAUUUUAUUUUAUUGAUGUAAAUAAUUAGAUAAUUUAAUUAUUGAGUACUUUUAAGUAAAAUAAGUAUGAAUUUUGUACACAUAUAAUUAUAGUUGUCUGUUUUGUUACAUUACGUAAAUUAUAAAAAAUAAAAUAGAUGUACAGUUCGUACUAAGUUAUUUUGCUGCGUGUGUCAAGUAAAAUUAAAAAAAAUAAAUAAAUGGAAUUUAAAUA